Asparagus officinalis (garden asparagus) is the source of this 1366-nucleotide messenger RNA. RefSeq lists its product as uncharacterized. Lineage: Eukaryota; Viridiplantae; Streptophyta; Magnoliopsida; Asparagales; Asparagaceae. Gene Ontology annotation, biological process: protein ubiquitination. The record is from RefSeq and is a predicted model, not a curated record. Gene Ontology annotation, cellular component: membrane. The transcript is spliced from 8 exons. Bases 167 to 1063 code for a protein of 298 amino acids. Gene Ontology annotation, molecular function: ubiquitin-protein transferase activity; zinc ion binding.
UCUCGCCUCGCGUUACCAAAAUUUAUGUACCUAAAAUAUUUCGAUUUCAGUUCAUUCUCAUGCUGGACCAGAAAAAAGGAAGCCAGAUCAGAUUGUUGUAUCGCAGAAACGCAACUAGUUAAAAGUUGUUCUUGUGCUAUAGCUGUCUAAAAGAUAUCUUUUGGCAAUGGGAGAUCACCUGGUAUUGUAUGUGGAUCGUCUUGUAACCCCACAGACUGUUGAAACGUUACAAACAGCUGCUUAUUCUGAGAGUUGUAACACGUUAAAAACUUCUGGAGAACCUUCGCAUGCUGUUGUUCCCUCUGUUCCAGCACCAUCAACGGAGAGUUGUAACACUAAUGAUGAUAAGGAAGAAAAUAUCGGUAGUUCUGAGGAGGAAAACCCGCUCAUUCAGAUGGUAGAAUGUAGGAUAUGCCAGGAGGAAGAUCACAUUAAAAACCUGGAGACUCCUUGUGCUUGUAGUGGCAGUCUGAAGUAUGCUCAUAGGGCAUGUGUCCAGCGCUGGUGCAAUGAGAAAGGAGAUAUAAUCUGUGAGAUCUGCCACGAGGCAUACAAGCAUAACUAUACAGCACUUCCACAACCUAAUCCAGAUGAAACAACAAUUGAUAUUAGUGGAGGUUGGACUGUCACUGGUACUCCAUUGGAUUUGCAUGAUCCACGGAUCCUUGCUAUGGCGGCAGCACAACGCCAUAUUCUUGAAGCUGAAUAUGAUGAGUAUGCUUCUACAAAUGCCAGUGGUGCUGCAUUUUGCCGCUCAGUCGCUCUAAUUCUAAUGGCUCUCUUGCUGUUGAGGCAUGCCUUGACCAUUUCUGAUGGUGAUGGAGAUGACGAUGCCUCUGCAUACUUUUCUCUCUUUCUACUACGUGCUGCUGGAUUUCUAUUGCCAUGCUACAUCAUGGCUUGGGCCAUAAGCAUUCUGCAGCGUCGGAGGCAAAGACAGGAGGCUGCAGCUUUGGCAGCAUCAGAAGUGGCAUUCAUACUCCAGUCGGGGCAGGGAAGGGGUGUGCAGUUUACCAUUGCUCCCGAGUCGCCUACAACUCCUCACCAAGAGCCAUCUCAAUGAUAAUUACCUCGCUUCACCCUUUGUUAAGAAUUAUAUGGAAGGGAUUUUGGCUUGAGGACAUUGGUAGAUAGUUCCUUUCAGUCACAGCGGGCUGACUGGAGGUCCCUCCUCGUCCCUUUAUACGUUCAAUCAGAGUUUCAGAUUUAUCUUUCAAGGUCUAACCGUUAAUAUGUUGUUUACAGCUAUAAUUGUGAAGUUUUAUAUGAAAUAACUCCUUGUGCGCAUAGAUAUUAACCCAUUGUGUUGAGAUUGAGACGGUGUGUUAUAAUAAUCAGCGAGAAAUACUGAUGUUUGAUGAGCCAA